This is a messenger RNA of Paramecium tetraurelia, 1161 nucleotides long. RefSeq lists its product as uncharacterized. The record is from RefSeq and is a predicted model, not a curated record. NCBI's taxonomy places the organism in Eukaryota, Ciliophora, Oligohymenophorea, Peniculida, Parameciidae. The transcript is spliced from 4 exons.
AUGGAAACUGUUACUCAAUAGAUUAAAAGUCUGAACCAAAAGAAUUAAGAACUUGCUGCUCUAGAAAAUCGGUUGAUCUAAUUGAAACAAUAACUUAAUUUGUAGGAAGCCAACAACAAUAUCGUUUAGGCAAAAGUAAACAAGAUUGUGUAUGCAAAAAAACAGAAAUUUGAAGAUCAGAUGGAACUUAGCAAAAUCAUGGAGGCUAACAAUCUCAAUGAUAAUGGAAUACAUAAUUUCAUCAGAAAAAAUAAAUAAUAAUAACAGGAGGACACUAAGAAGAUGAAACAAGACUUGCUAGAUGAGAAAUGCUUGAAAACUGCAUUAGUGAAAUAACAAUUGGCAUUGCAGAUGUAUUAAAACAAAAAGAAAAGAGAAGAGGAACUUCUGGAGAAACAACAAUAAUAUGCUAGAAUCUCAGAAUGGGAGUUCAAUAUGAAAUAGGAUUUGGAAUAAAAGAAAGCAGAACGAAUAGAGAAAAUUAGAUAAGAAUAAAAUUUAUUUAAAGAUUAAAUCGCUAAACGAUUGCAAGAGUAAUAAGCAAUGUGUGAUUACAUGGGCGAUGAAGAGUAGAGAUUGCUUAAUAAAUUGAAGGAUUCUCAAGUACAUGGCAAUAGUUUAAAAAAUGAUCUCAUGACUGCAUUAAAUUUAAGCAUCAAAGAGUAUAAUAGCAUCUCAGGAUUAAGACCCUAAAUUUCUAAAUCCUAGAGUUUUCAGAAAUUGCCUAAAGAAUCAUAGAAUAGUCCGUAUGCCUAAUUGCCAACAAUGUUGCAAUUGAAAGUCAGUGGCUAGCUGAGUAAUUACCUGAAUAGUAAUUCAUCAUUUCGAGAAUCUUUAAUGAAAGAGUAUCAAUUUUCGCUACCCUCCUUAUGCAAACCAUCAUUUAAUGAACAACAACAAUAAGUAGACCGAUUGUAUCAAUCCAAAACAAUAAAGAAUAGUAAAUAAGAUCUGUAAUCUAUUCUCAACUAUUGUGAUAAUAAAAGCAAGUCUACCUAUACAAAAAAGAAAGGCAGAAUGAAUUAAAGUGAAGUUUUAUCUUCAGAUAACCAUUCUAUUUCCUCAAAGCAAAAUCGUAAAAUAUCUCAAUAACAAUCGAUUAGUCAAUAGUAAUCAAAAGAGUUCGAUAAAAGCACUUAGAAUUAAUAAUAAUCAAAUUGA